AUGGGGAUGUCCCCGGAGGGGCAGAAGGGGACGGUGCCCCCGCCGCUGCCAUGCCGGAGAGGCGCCGCCUGGGGAAGCCGAAGAGCUGGCCUCCGCAUCGGGUGGGAGGUGGGGUCGCCUUCGGGAAACCCGUCUGCCAAGCACGGAUCUUCCCAGUUCACGCAGCUGAAACCACAGCGCUUUGAAACGCAGGAUGCUGCAACUAAACCUGUCAGCAUCCCAGCUGGGCUCAGGCCACCAAGGGUAAUUGGCUAGUUCCACACCCUUUGCUUUGGCUCAGUCUGUAUGUUUUUCCUUGGCAUUUUGGGCUUUGCUGUUUAUGGAAAUGAAACCUUGCAUUUCAGCUGCGACCCAGAUGACAGGGAGGUUAAUCUUUUCUGUUUCCAGUGCGGCCCUAUAAUUCCUCAGGUAUUCUGGACAUUACAGCUGGUGAUUGUAAUGGUACCCGGAGCAUUUUUUCACCUUUAUGCCACAAGUAAGAGCAUCAAACAGGAAGACAUCCUCCAGAAGAUGUCCUACACUAUCUUUUAUAUCUUCUCUGUUUUGUUAAGGAUUAUUCUUGAAGUUGUGGCUUUUAGGCUUCAGAUUCAACUUUUUGGUUUUGAAGUGAAUGCAAUAUACAUGUGUAAUGUGGCAGCACUUGAUAAAAUAUUUAACAUUACCUCAUGCAUGGUGCCAGAGGGCAUUGAAAAUACAAUUUUCCUUCCUGCUAUGUACACUUUCACCAUGAUUACAUUGGUCUUGUGCGUUGCUGAAUUUUUUGAGAUCACAUUUAGAAGGCUAUAUGUUUCAUAA
Oxyura jamaicensis (ruddy duck) is the source of this 795-nucleotide messenger RNA. It is a transcript of the gene GJE1, whose product is annotated as gap junction protein epsilon 1. Gene Ontology annotation, cellular component: connexin complex. The record is from RefSeq and is a predicted model, not a curated record. Gene Ontology annotation, biological process: cell communication. Lineage: Eukaryota; Metazoa; Chordata; Aves; Anseriformes; Anatidae.